UCAGCUAUGUAACUAUAUACAGUGUGGGCUCUGACUUUAUCUCAGACACAGUAGUCUAUAUAUCUGCAGGGGCAAAUAGGGCCAAAGCUGGAUUCGCCACAAUGACCAAUAAAAAAACAGACAGACAGCAGAACAGGAGGGUCAGAGCCGGUGUUUUGCCCCACCGGCCAAAUAGGCUAGUGAGCGCAGGACUGCCUAUGAGAAGGCGUCUAAUCGGAUUAGACUCCAGCUCUGGACCCGAGGAACUUUACUUUCUGCACUAACAGCCUUAUAAAAUGCCGCUUUUUAUUAACAGAGACCAGAUUUUUGCUCACCAAGUGCACCUUCUAGAGCACAAACUUCGGAGUAAAGAGGAACGGAUACUGGAGCUGGAGACGGAGAACGCUCUUCUUCACCUGAGACUUGCUGAGUGCAUGGGGAAACUUCGGCGGGAUCAAGAGGAGGAAAUAUCAGCAAAAAGGCGCUGUCAACACCAGGGAAAUGUGCAAAAAAGAACUCGCGCUGCCCUUGCCGUACUUCUCUCAGAAGUGCAGGAUCUGAAACAAGAUUUGCAAGAUGUUUUUGCUGUAUACGUGGGCUUUGCCACAGAACUGGAGAAGCAGAGCAAACAGCUGUUGGAGCAAGUGUCUUGCACAGCUGUCCAGGCUUACCAGGGUGAUGACAUCCAGAAGCUUCAAGCUCAGGUGGCUAUUCUGGAGCAUGGCCUACAGGAGGAGAAGGAGAGGUGUAGAACAGAAAGGAUGAGGAGGAGGCUGCUUCACAAUACGCUGGUUGAGUUGAGGGGUAAUAUCAGAGUGCACUGCAGGGUACGCCCCAUCCUGCCUUUUGACUGCAGUCAAGUUCCAUCAACCAAUGGGUCCUCAUCAUCAGAGGUGGUGGUACAGGCUUUCAGUGAUGAUUCUGUUCUUGUGAACUGCGCCAAACCUGGGAGUCCAGUGAUGAACAAAAUGUUUGAGUUUGAAAGAGUUCAUGGUCCCGAAGACACCCAGGAUGCCGUGUUUGAAGAGGUGAAACCCCUUUUAACCUCUCUCUUGGAUGGGUAUAAUGUGUGCAUCAUGGCCUAUGGGCAGACAGGCAGUGGAAAGACAUAUACAAUGAUUGGAUCCCAACCUGAGGACCUUACAGUCCCUGUACACAACUCCCAGCAGGGCAUCAUCCCCAAAGCAGCAAAUGAGUUGUUCAAGUUGAUCUCAGAGAAGCCUGCAGAGAGUCACACAGUGGAGAUGUCUGUUGUGGAGGUUUAUAAUAAUGAGCUGUUAGACCUCUUGGCCAAAGAUGAGGAGGGAGCCAGAGUGGGGGUGAAAAGAGAAGUCAUCACAACCAGCACAGGCACCAGUGAAGUGCCCUGUCUUACACACGAGUUGGUUGAGAGGUGUGCAGAGGUGAUGCAGUUGAUCAGUGCAGUGUUGAGGCUGAGGGCUCACAGCCCCACGCUGGUGCACAGAGACUCCUCAAGAUCCCACCUCAUUGUCACCCUCACCGUCACCUCCAAAAGCCCCAAUGCUCUGGCGCUGGCUCGUAGGUUGCAGGGUGGCCAAAAGAAUGUCCACCGUGGCUCUCAGAAGGAGUGGUGGAGUCCACGCUGCCGCAGAGCCGCCUCCUCCUGUUCCUCUAGCCCUGCCACCUCCCCAUACCACUCACCCUGCCAAUCACCGUGCCCCUCCCCUCGGCCCAGCAUCUCCCAGACGCCCAUCAGAACAAAGCUGCAACUGGUUGACCUGGCUGGCAGCGAGUCUGUGGGCAUGUCAGGGGUGAGUGGUGCGGCUCUGUGGGAGAACUCCUGUAUAAACCGCAGUCUUUCUGCUUUAUCUGAUGUGUUGGGAGCUCUGGCUGAGCAGAGGCCACAUGUUCCCUACCGCAACAGCAAACUCACCCACCUUCUGCAGGACUCCAUAGGAGGGGAUGCUAAGCUGCUGGUGAUGCUGUGUGUGUCUCCUACUCAGCGCUUUCUGACAGAGUCUCUGCAGUCUCUUGGCUUUGGCUCCAGAGCCCGACAGAUCCAGAGAGACCCGCCACGCAGGAAAAACACUGGAAUAAAGAUGAAGUAAACCAGCAGAGAGAUCAAUGGAAGAGGCCAUGCCAUAAAAUCUGACAGAAAGGAAGGGUUUUACAGCUUAAGUGACUGGCCUGUAUGUGAGUUUUCAUGAUAGGACUUCUGGUCAAGUGACGGAUCACAAGCUGAACACAAGACAUCGCAUCUUGUUAACUGUGAUGGUGUAAAACAUUAACUGAAGAGUAAAUAGUGUUGCAUGUAAGUCCUGUAUACAUGAUGUGUUUUUAAUGUGAUGAUUUCAAACUGAACAUUUGAACCAACAGAUUACACCAGAAUGUGCAUCUUUAUUCAACAAGAUGUUUACAAUUCAUUGUAAAUGAAUUGCUGAAAUGAAAUGCUGAAAUUCAUUGUAGUCACCUGAUUUAACUUGUUCAGUCUGUUGGUCUUCGUACUGUUGGUUAGUUAUUUUCUUUGUGCUCCUGCUUUAACGGAAUGAAAUCUUGCAGGCACUUUGGCCUUUGUGGAUAAAACUGGUAGGCUAAUGAUAGGUCUUAUGUCAAGUUGGAUGAUAUGGCAAAAAUAUAUCGGGAUACUUAGGAAAUUUUCACAAUACACGAUACAUCAUAAUAUUUAUUUUUUCUGACUUCUGAUAAGUUGGAAAAGAGGGAAAAAAGAACCAGUAGUUCUUCAUUUUAAUAAUAAUGAAAAAGAAAAUGAUGAAAAUAAUGAAAAACUGUGAACACAGUGAUUUUUCUUCAAUGUUUGGCAUACUGUGUUACACUAAAUUGAGUUAAAUGGGACCUAGUUUGCCAUUACUUUGUAAUGAAACAUUUAGUUGGUCAGUGUUCUGUUAGUAGUAGCCCUGUGUCUCGCGAGAUCUUUUUGAGAGUAUGAGUGGAGCACAAGAUAAUGAUGUUUAAAGCAUUUUGAUGUUAAGCGGACAUGCAGUACGUGGUAGACUGUGCUUUUUUAGAAUAUCAUACUUGUGCUUGUUGAUGCCUUUUCACUGUAGCCCUACUUGUUUAUUCUGUGUCCCUUUUUUAGUUAAAUAUUCCAGUCCUGGAAGGACGGAGUCAAGCGUGGUUUGAUCAUUUCCCAACAAAACUGUAGUGCUAUAUGUUUGCAUACCCCUGACCUAGAAUGAAGGUGACCCGGUCUGGAGUCCAGUUUAAUGUCCCUGUGUUGUGAAAACUGAACUGGACUCUGUGCUUGAGGAAACCUGGCUUAGAAGAUGGGAUAGAAAGUGAAUUUUUUAUAUGCAGAAUACAUUAUUUAUUCUAUGACAUCUCACCUUAAUUAAAACGUUGCAUACAGCUUC
Pygocentrus nattereri (red-bellied piranha) is the source of this 3311-nucleotide messenger RNA. RefSeq names its product kinesin family member 25 (gene kif25). Gene Ontology annotation, biological process: microtubule-based movement. Gene Ontology annotation, molecular function: ATP binding; microtubule motor activity; microtubule binding. The coding region runs from base 276 to 2048 and encodes 590 amino acids. The record is from RefSeq and is a predicted model, not a curated record. Lineage: Eukaryota; Metazoa; Chordata; Actinopteri; Characiformes; Serrasalmidae. The transcript is spliced from 15 exons.